AUGGAUACCCUUAACAACAGAACUGAUUAUAACAUGAUUGCUGUGACAGAAUUUAUCUUGUCUGGAUUCCACAAUUCCCUAAACUUUGUUAUUACCGCUACAUUUGUUAUAUUUCUCUUAUUGUCCUAUGUAUUUACUGUUUUAGGAAAUGUCCUCAUUCUCACACUAGUGACCUUGGAUAAACAUCUGCAGAGUCCAAUGUAUUUUUUCUUAUGUAACCUAGCUGUCCUAGAAAUCUGUUUCACUAAUCUUGUUAUUCCAAAUAUGAUAAGAGGCUUCAUACCAAGAGGAAAGUACAUCCCUAAAGCUGGAUGCCUGACCCAGUUCUACAUUUUCUUUCUAAUAGGGGCAGCAGACUUUCUUAUUUUAGCAACAAUGUCCUUUGACCGAUACCUAGCUAUAUGUCAUCCUUUGAGGUAUAAUGUUAUCAUGAACAGACAGGUCUGUAUACGACUUAUGGUUGGUAUAGCAGUAGGGGCAUUUUUUUACACACUUGUGCCAUCGAUUUUAAUUAUGCGAUUGCCAUUUUGUUCUAGUGUUUUGGAUCACUUCUUCUGUGAUAUUGCACCUUUACUAAAUAAUGCAUGUGGUGAUGUAACCUCAGUUUAUCUUUUGGAAUUUACCACAAGCACAUUACUGCUUCUUGGAACUCUUAUGGUCACUGUUGUUUCUUAUAUUCACAUCAUAUAUGCAGUUUUGAAAAUUAAUUCAAAAGAUGGGCUGGAAAAGGCUUUCGCUACAUGCAGCUCUCAUGCUGUUGUAGUAAGUCUCAUCUAUGGUAGCUGUAUAUUUACAUACGUUAGACCAUCUAAAGUCCAGGCUCUUGAUAUUGAUAAGGUGGUUGCAAUUUUGAAUGCAGUUGUAGUUCCACUACUUAAUCCAUAUAUAUACACCUUGAGGAAUCAGAAAGUCAAAGCUAUCCUUAAGGAAACCAUGAAUAAACACAGAUCACAUUUUUUUUUAAUAGGUUGA
Molecule: messenger RNA, 972 nt
Organism: Pelobates fuscus (common spadefoot toad)
Lineage: Eukaryota; Metazoa; Chordata; Amphibia; Anura; Pelobatidae
Product: olfactory receptor 6M1-like
Exons: 1
Coding region: 1-972 (323 amino acids)
Biological process (GO): G protein-coupled receptor signaling pathway
Cellular component (GO): membrane
Molecular function (GO): G protein-coupled receptor activity; olfactory receptor activity
Source: RefSeq, a predicted model, not a curated record